Paramecium octaurelia is the source of this 1213-nucleotide messenger RNA. The record is from the annotation of a GenBank genome assembly. NCBI's taxonomy places the organism in Eukaryota, Ciliophora, Oligohymenophorea, Peniculida, Parameciidae.
AUAACAUGAGAAUCGUCCCUGUAUUGACUCUUAUCCUUGCAGUUGCAACUGCUAGAGUAGCAAAGACAGAAAGUCCAAAGGAAAUCUUGGCUUAAGUUAACAAAGAUUCAUUCGGAAAUUCAGUGUUGUCAGUCCUUCAACUCUAAUUGGCCACAGGAGGACCUGUUGGUGAAAUUCAAAUUCUCUUAAACAAUAUUGCUUCCCAACUCAACGGAGAUUAAAAGAAAGCUGACAAAGUUCAUGAGAGUGAUACAGUUGCUUUCGAAAAGGUAAGCAUAAUAAUAUUGUUUAGAUCAUUGCUGACUUAGAACAAGAAAUUGCUUAUCACUAAACCCAAAUUGUUGCUCUUUCAAAUUUGAGAGAUUCCACAACCGAAGCAUUGGGUGAAGCUGAAGCUGAAGUCAGAGUUGUUACCUCAGAUAUUGCCAAUAACGAGAAAAGCUUUGCUGAUGAAUCUGCUACAAGACAAUCAUAACAUGACACAUGGGUUAGAAAGGAUGCAGAACAUGUUGAUUAAAUUGAUGCCAUUGAUGAAGCCUCAAAGAUCGUUUAACACUUGUAAGCUGGUGUCGCUUUUGCUCAACUCAAAAGCAGAUUUGAAAAAGUCUAAGCUAAAUUGAUGGAAUCCAAGCAUGCUCUCUUCAAGGUAUUAAUAAUAUUUCUAUUGUAAUAGCCACUCAUCAAUGCCUUGACCCAAUUAGCCUCUAAGGUUGAUAACAAGAGCAUCAUCAAGAUCUUAGAACUCUUAGCUUAAAUCAGACAAUAAUUAGUUGCCAGCAGAGCCUCUCUCCUUGCCACAGAAGAAAAACAAGCUGCCAACUGGGAAGUCUAAAGUGGUCACUUAUAAGAAGAACACAAGAGAUUAGUUGAAAGAAAGGCAUUCUUGGAAAAUUCAAUUGUCUAAUUCAAAGUCACCAUCCAAGAAGCUGUUGAAGACUUGGAAGAUUAAACUGUACUAAUACAAUCCCUAAAUUCAAUAGUUAUUCCUUGAAGAUGCUGAAGAUUCAUUGGACAUUUAAGAAAGAUGGGCUGCUGAAUAAGAAUCCCAAUAUGAAGCUCAAACCUUUGAAAGAGAAUAAUAAUUGGAAGUUGUUGAGAGAUUAUAAGAAGUUCUCACCUAAAAGUUGAGCGCUGCAUCAGAAUUCCUCCAAGUUAGAGAAGAGGUCUUUUGAUAAUGAAGUUCAAUAUAUCAAUAUCCAAAUCUUCAUAAAAA